Dendronephthya gigantea is the source of this 1923-nucleotide messenger RNA. RefSeq names its product galanin receptor type 1-like. The coding region runs from base 699 to 1790 and encodes 363 amino acids. Gene Ontology annotation, cellular component: membrane. Lineage: Eukaryota; Metazoa; Cnidaria; Anthozoa; Malacalcyonacea; Nephtheidae. The record is from RefSeq and is a predicted model, not a curated record. The transcript is spliced from 3 exons. Gene Ontology annotation, biological process: G protein-coupled receptor signaling pathway. Gene Ontology annotation, molecular function: G protein-coupled receptor activity.
AUUGUUAGAUUUACAGCGCGAUAAUUUACUUAGGCUUUAGUCAUUGUUGAAACGACACGACACGUACCGUGUAAUGGCUGUUUGAUAAUACCUUGAAACAUGCUAGAAUAUACAAACAGAAUUGGCAAAACGUGUAACGAUUCUGUGUAUCGAAGUCAUCACGAGGGGCUAAGUUAUUGAAUUCUUUUAAUUUCAUGCAUAAAGAGUAUCGUUGUGUCUAUAUUUCUAUGUACUUACGGAAAGAUCACUGUUUUGGGCAAGCUGAGCAUAGGCGGUGAUAUUUAAGGCUUGGUGCUGAAAUUUGUAAUUCAGAAGCUUUCUUCGGUUUCCACGACGGUGUCAAACAGACAAGUUUUGCGAAACAUCUUUCCACCGUGUGUUUGCGUCACUGAAUACAGCCGCGGAACAAAUAACUUAUCCUAUUGAUUUGGAGGUACAAAGUAUACGCUGCCGGUCGAAUUUUCAUAUAAGGACGGAAUACGCGUAAACAAGUUGAAAACAGGAAAGGAACUUGUCUAAAAGUUUCGCAAAAGUCGAAUAGAGUCACACAGGCACGGUGCAGUGCGAAACAUUUGGCUGAUUUGUGGCUUUCCGGUUAGAAAUCUUGUGAAAUCAGAAGACUGAGAUCAGAUCAAGUCAAGAUAGCAGGGCGUACAGAAAGGUAUAACAUUUCUUUUAUCGUUCCUCAGCUACCCACGAUGACCGUCCAGAGCUUCACAACAACCAAUGUAUCUGAUUCAAAUAAUGGAACCCAAUCCCAUAAUGAGGUGCGCCAACAAAUAGUAUUCUUCGAACUCUUCUGCUAUUCGAUCAUCAUCCUUGUUGGAGUCAUCGCAAAUGUAGUCAUAAUAAGAAAAUUGCUGAAUCGAAAGCGGAAAUCGAGUGAAUAUUUCAUCCUAAAUCUGGCGAUAACUGACCUUGUAGUGUGUUCACUGUGUAUACCACUGGACAUUUAUGAUGCACUUCGAAAGGGUUGGCAGUACGGUGCAUUCUUGUGUAAAAUAAUUUGGCCAUUUCAAACGCUUUUUACAUUAAUCUCAAUCCUAACUUUAACCGCAAUGGCGAUUGAACGUUAUCGCGCUAUAAUUUCUCCAUUCAAGCCUCGGUUAACCCAUAGGGACCUACUCAAAGCGAUAGCGUGCAUAUGGUUGCUUGGAUUAUGUGUAAUUGCACCUUAUAUAUUCUACUUGCAAUACGAUGGAGUUGAUUGUAUUGAGUCUUGGCCGCAUGAGAUGAGUGGGGCUUAUUACACACUUUCGCUGCUUGUUAUUGACUACUGCAUCCCCCUGACUAUUAUAACAUUUUGCUACGGCAGAGCGGGAUAUAAACUUUACGUGAACACGAAAGAGUUCGAAGCAGUGAACGCACAUGUGGAGAAUCACGCACAACGCACUCGCUUGGCACGGAACACGCGGAUUAUUAAAAUUUUUAGUUUCGCCGUAUUGGUGUUCCUGAUCUGUAUGCUGCCCGGAGACAUUUACUGGAUGUGGAAAGGUUUUGGCUCUGGGUCGGAAUUUAAGUACGAACAGAAUUUCAAGACUUUAUCAAGCAUAAUGAUAUACAGUAAUAGUUGUUUCAAUCCAUUUAUUUUUGGUGCUUGCAAUUUUGGAUGCUUCAAAGGGCGAUAUCCAUGGUCGGCACGGCGGAAGUUAAAGUUAGAGAGAUUAGUUAGUGUGAAUAGUUUGUCUGCAUCAGGUAGUGGAAGAAGGGAGAAGAAUGUGUCACAUGAUCAUGAAACACAACAGAUCGAUUUUAAAGAACUUGAGAAGCUCAGAGAAACUGAUAUAUAGAAGCUGGUUGCUUGAAGACUGGGAAAAAGAAAAAUGAUAACUAUGGUGACUCUUAAAGAUAGCUUGAUAGUUUUUCGCGAAUUAAAUGAAUGUUCACGCUCACAGUGUAUACUCUUGUAAAGUAUUGAAUUUU